Molecule: messenger RNA, 1537 nt
Organism: Rhinichthys klamathensis goyatoka
Lineage: Eukaryota; Metazoa; Chordata; Actinopteri; Cypriniformes; Leuciscidae
Product: circularly permutated Ras protein 1-like
Biological process (GO): COPII-coated vesicle cargo loading
Cellular component (GO): COPII vesicle coat; endoplasmic reticulum exit site
Molecular function (GO): SNARE binding; zinc ion binding
Source: RefSeq, a predicted model, not a curated record
CAGAGAAAGAGUUUGACUAGCUCUCUUCCACCACCGGUACCACCAAGACGUCUGGAGAAUAAUGGAGAGACCUCAACUUAAAGCUAAUGUAAACGUAGUGUCGCAAAAAGUAGGAAGCCUUGUGGACAUUACUAAAGCAUCUGCUAUACAGAGCAGCCAGAAACCAGUGCAUUGUGGGAAAUGCAAUGCCGUCAUGUCCUCUGCAAGCAGUCCAGAGACACACCAAACAACAAUAAUAUGGAGCUGUGAGUUUUGCGGGAAGGAGAACGUUUAUUCGCUGGCGCCACUAACGGCGGGGCGGUUUCCCUUGCGCUCUCCUCCAGGCAGGGAUAUACUUUACAUGGACGACAACAGGGACAUGGAGUAUGAGAACCUAGACGACAUGCUAAUUGUGCUGUGUGUAGACACUUCCGGAAGUAUGAGUGUUACUUCUGAGAUCUCUCCAGGUAACAGCAUGCGAUCACCCACAUAUAUUUCACGACUGCAGGGAGUCCAAGAAGCUCUUCAGAUGGUGCUGUCCACCCUGCAGAAAACCUCACCUCACAGAAGACUGGCACUGGUGACUUUUAACAAUGACUUUUAUGGUGACGGUACAGGGGUUCCUCUCACCCUGAGAGACUGGGCGCUGGUGGACUAUGACUAUCUGAAGAAGGAGGGAGAGACCUACAGCACGCCUCACUGCAUUGCAGAGACUAUCCAGCCUCUCACCCAGAAAAUCAAAGAACUCAGAGAACAUGGAGCCACAGCACUGGGACCUGCUGCCCUCAUCUCUGUUGCAAUGGCAUCCCUGUUCACAGGAUCAAAGGUUAUAAUCUGCACAGACGGGCAGGCCAACAUAGGACUAGGCCACUUAGAACAAGAGUCUUCCUCAAGAGCCCCCUCUCCUUAUUUCUGCAACCAGUUAGCCCAUUAUGCUGCUGAAAAGGGUGUGAUCGUGUCCGUGAUGACCUUUGAAGGAGAGGACUGUCGUUUGGCAGAGGUUGGGAGGCUGGUUGACCACACAGGAGGCAGAAUAAAUAUUGUAAAUAAUGGUACAGUCGCCACAGAGAUUCAGAGCGCUGUAGCUGACAAUGUCCUAGCAGCUAACGUCAUGGCAACACUUCUGGCACCGGAUGGCAUGUACUUCCCCUAUGAGGAGGAUAAUCAUCGGUUAGUGAGAGAGAUUGGCAACGUGACAGACUGUGUUGAGAUCACCUUUCAGUUUGCAGUCAGACCGGAAAAAGUUGAAAGUUUCCAGCAACAGGACCGGGUCCCUUUUCAGCUGCAGCUGAGUUUCAGGACUCGGGAAUUGCAGAAAGUGAUGAGAGUCGUCACUCAACAGAAACGGGUCACCACCAGCAGUUGGGUGUGGGCGGGCAGUUUAAAUAUGUCAGUGUUGGGCGUUCACUGCGCCCAACUGUGUGCCAGGCUGACUAUGGAGGGCCGAGUACAGGAAGCACAGAGACAACUCCGAGCUCAGCAGGACCUUCUCAAAGACAUCGGUCAACAGAAGCCAAGCCCUAAAGAAGAGAGCAUCUAUCAUGAGUAUGAUCGGUGA